Molecule: messenger RNA, 1789 nt
Organism: Syngnathus typhle (broad-nosed pipefish)
Lineage: Eukaryota; Metazoa; Chordata; Actinopteri; Syngnathiformes; Syngnathidae
Gene: wnt16
Product: wingless-type MMTV integration site family, member 16
Exons: 4
Coding region: 250-1320 (356 amino acids)
Biological process (GO): multicellular organism development; cell fate commitment; canonical Wnt signaling pathway
Cellular component (GO): extracellular region
Molecular function (GO): cytokine activity; frizzled binding
Source: RefSeq, a predicted model, not a curated record
GAUAAAUACCUUUUUUUUUUGUCAUGACUUUUGGCCUGUCCAAUAUGACAUUCAAAAAUCGCGUUUGACACCCGCCCCCGUCACGUGGUCGCUGAUUAUCCGUCCAAUUAGCGUUGGGCUGUGACGUCACUGGUGGACUCCGCCGAUCUAGGUGGCGCGGCGGCUCUCGAGGGGUUCUCGAGCAGACCUUUCAGGAUCACCUCCGCGGCGCGCGCCGUAUGCGGACGCGCAUGAGGACGGAUCGCGGCUAUGGAGACGGAGCCGAAAUGGGUGCCGGUGGUACGCGUGUGCACGCUCACGGUGCUACUGUGCGUAUGCCCGUUGUGCUGCCAGGCCAGCUGGAUGCUGCUGGGCGCGGAGGGCUCAAGCGAGCGGUGGUCCCGGGACGGCGGCUGCCACUCGCUCCCUCUGAGCGGCCUCCAGCGCGACCUGUGCCUCAAGCGGAGCUUUCUGGCGCCCAGCAUCGUGGACGCGGCCCGGCUGGCUGUCGGCGAGUGCCAGAACCAGUUCCGACACGAGAGGUGGAACUGCUCCGCCGGCCGCGACCCGGCCGUCUUCGGGCAGCAGCUGACCAGCGGAACCAAAGAAACGGCGUUUGUGUAUGCGGUGAUGGCGGCCGGCCUGGUGCACGCCGUCACGCGCUUCUGUAGCCACGGCAACAUCAGCGAGUGCGGCUGCGACGCCCGCCUCCAGGGGGCGGCGGAGGCCGGGGAGGCCUGGCACUGGGGCGGUUGCUCAGACCACGUCCAGUACGGGACCGGGUUCAGCCGGCGCUUCCUGUCGGCGCACGUCGCCGUCAACGCCUCGGCCAGGACGCGCGCGCACGCCCUCCUCCGGAUGAACCAGCACAACAGCGAGGCUGGCAGGCAGGCGGUGGUGGCGACUAUGUCGACGGACUGUCGCUGCCACGGCGUUUCGGGCUCGUGCGCCGUCAAGACGUGCUGGCGGACGAUGGCGCCGUUCGGCCGCGUCGGCGCCUACUUGAAGGAGCGCUACGAAGGCAGCGUGCGCCUCAAGAGGAAGGAGCCCGGAGCUGGUGCGCCGGGGCGCCGCCCGCCGGACAAGCACCACUUGGUCUUCGUCAACAAGUCGCCCAACUACUGCGUGGAGGACCGUCGUGGUGGCGUGUUGGGCACCAGGGGGCGCCGCUGCAACCGCACCUCUGGGGGGCCGGACGGCUGCAAGCUGCUGUGCUGCGGGCGCGGCUACAACACGCACGUGGAGCGCCGCGUCCACCGAUGCGCCUGCAAGUUCGUGUGGUGCUGCUACGUGCGAUGUCGCCGAUGCGAGAGCAUGAGCGACACGCACGCCUGCAAGUGAAACGACUCGGACUUGUUCCAAGCCCCGAAUCAGCAACUUCACAAACUCCAAAACGGUUCCGUACGCCUCUCCCGGCCGGCAAAGAUGAGUUGGAGCCCAGUUGAUCCUCGAGGCGACAGCUAAUCCAUGCGCUAUAGAUUAAGAUUGUUUCUUUACAUCAAAUUGUCCAAGUCCUCUAACUUCAGCAGCGGUAAAUAAUGGCAGACUGCUGUGGUAGUCAUUUUUCUCUCGCUCGAUGAACGUUUGCAAACGAGCAAUUUGGUUGUGAAGAUCACACACAGGCCCUUUUCGUGGACUUUCCGACGGAGCAAACCAGAAAGUGGAUCGCCAUCGAUACCUUUGCGCAUAGUCUGUAGUCGGUGUGAAAUAAUGUCCCAUUGUCACCAAAAAGAUGGAGCUUGUUUUUUUGAAUCUGACAAAGGAAUCAGAGAAAUAUUUGCCCCCUUAUUCAGUCAUUAAAAUGGUAACG